GGGAUUGCAUAUUGUAAAGGCACGGUGGAACUGUACGAGACAGUGCACGGUACGCGUACAGUGCGUAUCACAACGACGAUGCGCAUUUUCAACGUUGAUACGAUCAGCCCGAUACCAACGCCUCAAUCGACUAUCGCCAAAAAUCAACACGUGCAAACCGAUGACCCAAGUAAACACAACAAAUAUAUUCAAACAACCACAACGAAUACACCAACGAGAAAUGCGCAUAUUCAGGUAUCAAUCACUUCAACCUAGUAUCAGAUGCAUCUUCUUCGGCCUCAUUCACGAGGAUAUCAAUCGUAAAAAUAGCCGAGCGAACAAUACUGACGAUUCAUAA
Molecule: messenger RNA, 337 nt
Organism: Anisakis simplex (herring worm)
Lineage: Eukaryota; Metazoa; Nematoda; Chromadorea; Rhabditida; Anisakidae
Source: the annotation of a GenBank genome assembly